This is a messenger RNA of Helianthus annuus (common sunflower), 2205 nucleotides long. RefSeq names its product protein FAR1-RELATED SEQUENCE 5-like. NCBI's taxonomy places the organism in Eukaryota, Viridiplantae, Streptophyta, Magnoliopsida, Asterales, Asteraceae. The coding region runs from base 1 to 2205 and encodes 734 amino acids. The record is from RefSeq and is a predicted model, not a curated record. Gene Ontology annotation, biological process: regulation of DNA-templated transcription. The transcript is spliced from 5 exons. Gene Ontology annotation, molecular function: zinc ion binding.
AUGGAGAACGACGAUCCAGGCUUUCAAACUUAUCAGCCGGUUAGGAAACUACAUCUGUCUCCAAACUCCGGUAAGAGGACUUAUUUACCUGAGGUAGAUGACUCGCUUAAGUCGAAGGAUAAGAUGACGUUUGAUACGGUGAAUAAUGCAUUCCUCUUUUAUCAGAAGUAUGCAAUGGCUUCAGGAUUCACUGCCAGGAAGUCUUCUCAAUACAUGCUUCAUGGUGUUAUAAAAUCUAAAUGGUUCGUUUACUCAAAGGAGGGAACUAAACCUUUUAAGGCGAUGGAUUCAUCUAAAGAAAUUGACACCUCAAAUAAUGGGUCAAAGAGGAAAUCUAUGCGACGUGUUCCUUCUGUAAGGACGGGUUGCGAAGCACGUAUGUGUGUAAAGUUAAACGCUUUGAAUCUAUACGAGGUAUAUUCUUUCAAGGAGGCCCAUAAUCACUAUUUUGUUGCCGAGGACGAUAGGCAUUUACUCCCCGCUAACCGAGGUAUGAACUAUAUGCAAGAGCAAAUUAUUAACGCGUUGAGCACCUUGAACAUUGGACCGGUCAAAGCGUUUAAUAUCAUGAGGACACUAUAUGGUGGGUUUGACAACGUUGGGGCAACCAAAAACGAUUUUAAAAAUUUUAAGCGAGACCUGAACAGGUACAAAAUGAUGUUUGUUCCAUUUACUGGUAUCGACAACCACGAUCCUAACGUUACUCUUGGCGCCGCUAUAAUAGGCAACGAAAUGGCUGAAAAUUAUAGUUGGUUGCUUAAGCUAUUUCGUGAAGCAUUUAGUCGUGCCCCUCCGGGGAUUGUCACCGACCAAGACCCAGCCAUGAAGAAGGCUAUUGAAGAUACAUGGACUGAGAGUAGACGUAGGCUAUGCAUGUGGCACAUCACGGACAAGCUUACUGCUAAGGUUGGUGCUACAAUCUACAAUAGUACAGAUUUCAAGAAGAGGCUGUGUGCCAUUGUGUGGACCGAUUCAAUUGAACCUGAGAAGUUUGAAAGUGAUUGGGCUACCAUAAUGAACGAUUUUAACUUGGUUGAUCAUGAGUGGCUGCAGUCAGUUUAUCAAAUCAGGGAUACUUGGAUACCGGCUUAUUAUCACGAGGAGUUCAUGUCCGGGCUUAUGCGUACCUCAUCUCGUUCAGAGAGUGAGAAACAUUUCUUUGGACAGUUUUGUAACCCGGAGUGCACUCUUGUCGAAUUUCUCAAGCAUUUUGAUUCAGCUAUUGAAGCUCAGAGACAUGAGCACGGGAAGAACGACCAUGACACUAGAAACACAAACGCUGACAUAUGGGCUGUAGACUUUGUUUUGGAGGAUCAAGCGGCCAAUAUAUACACAUGCACUAUAUUUUUUGACCAGCAGCUGGAGAUACAAAAUGGUUUACACAAAUGUGCUAUCGGAAAGUGGGAAAAUAUGGGUGACUUUGUUAACUUUUUUGUGAAGGACUGGGAACAACCAUGCACUACUUUCUUCGAGGUUAUGAUGCGGGAGGACGACAUGAUUGUGUACUGUACAUGCAAAAGAUUCGAACAGUUUGGGUUGUUGUGCUUACACAUCUUUUGUGUGCUUAGGAUGCUUGAUAUUAGGGAGUUUCCACCACGCUAUAUCUUACGACGUUGGACUCAGGAGGUUGUUCCCAAUAGUGCCCCUGGUGCUAUUCUAGAUGUCAACGAGAGUGAGGAUCGUUAUAAUGAAGUUAACCGCGUUGUACGUGAGAUCACAUAUUCUAUGGAGUCGGUUAUUAACAAGCUUGUUGCUAACUUUGAUGCGUUGUGCUCAUUCAGGGAUCAUGUUGUUAACUAUUUCAAAACAGUUGAUGAGGCGGUGGUCAAUGCCUCACGUAAGAGCCAUCGCGAAAGGUUUGCUGAAAUUACCGGUAACACACAACCAUCAGAUGUAACUGUUCAUGUUCCCAUUGGAACUAGAUAUAAAGGUAUGGGUAAGCCUAAACGGAUGAAGUCCAAACGUGAAAUUGCUAUAAGUCAGUUGGGCAAAAAGAGCCGUCAGUGUCAAAACUGCUUUAGAUACGGGUAUAACAGACAUACUUGCAAAAACCCUACCCGAACUAAAGAACAAGCUAUGGCCGAGGAGGACGGUGAAGAAGCUGAUAAAGGUGACGAGGAGGAAGAUGUAUGGGAAGAAGUUGAAGAAGCUCUGGAUGAACAAGAUGAGGACGAAUCAGACGAGGAGGGUGGAGAAGAGGACUAG